This is a messenger RNA of Dioscorea cayenensis subsp. rotundata (Guinea yam), 2857 nucleotides long. Its product is annotated as plastidial pyruvate kinase 4, chloroplastic-like. Bases 440 to 2116 code for a protein of 558 amino acids. Gene Ontology annotation, molecular function: potassium ion binding; magnesium ion binding; pyruvate kinase activity. Gene Ontology annotation, biological process: glycolytic process. Gene Ontology annotation, cellular component: cytoplasm. The record is from RefSeq and is a predicted model, not a curated record. Lineage: Eukaryota; Viridiplantae; Streptophyta; Magnoliopsida; Dioscoreales; Dioscoreaceae. The transcript is spliced from 6 exons.
UGUUCACGUUGAAAGUUCCAACAAAGAGCGAAACCCUAGCACGAGGAUUCCCAGAAACCAUCGUCCUGUGCACUCUUCUUGCAAAUCAUUGGCUGUUUCUCCUUUCGAUCGGGUUUCCCAUGGAUUUACCUUGCUGAUUCCUUGACAAUGCCUUGUUUUCUUGUCAGGCAUGGCGCCAAGAGAUGCAGGAAGGAAGGCCAUGGGUGUCCGUGUUAUCGCUUUGGAUUCUCGCGUUUUUGUUGUGUUUUUGUUUUCUAGGGUUGGGAGGAAACCUGGAUUUUGAUUUUUGUGCACGUGUCUGGAGAAAUUUCGCUAUGAAUUUCAUUCUGGGUGCUAUAUUUUGUGGCAUUAAUGCUGGUUGUGAUUGGUGUUCUUUGUGGUCGGGAAGAGCUUUUUCUGAGUGGAACUCAAGCCUCUGUUGUGAAGGGCAUAGUUUAACAUGUUGCCGAAAAUUGGACUGGAUGAUCUAUCUUCAGUUCCAUCAUGCUUCACCCUCCACCGGCGACUCCAUCCAAGCCAUGGAUUUUGGAACUUGAAUUGCCAAGAUUUGAAAUUAAGGGGAAAUCUCACAUGCUCAACACCCAAGCAGUAUUUGAGCACCUCUUUUUAUGGUUGUCAAUUACAAUUGGGAAAGAAAGAAAGGGUCAAUUUAAGAAGAUGCUCUGUUAUUUUUUCCAAGUUGCAAGAAAAUGAUCAGCCUAAAGAAAACAGUUGGAAAGCCUAUGGUUACUACAAUCAUGAAACUGAGGAAGGCCUUUCUCGUCAGUUUUCUUACAAACAAAGUCCUGAUGGUCCGAUAAACCUUCAAGACCUUCUUCUUGAAAAAUUAAAGGCUGUGCAUUUGCAUUUGUUAGCAUCCGAACGCUGGAAUGCUCCCCAGCUGAAACUUUGCCAUAGAAAUUACUUGGUGAGUGCCAUCAACUUGACCCAUUAUUUGGCAUUACAAUGCCUUGAUGUUAACUACCACCUUAAGGAAGAUCUCACAUCUGUUGGCCUUCUGACUUUGGAUAAUAUAAAUUCACACAUUCUCGUCAGUAUUACUGCUUGCAUACAACUUUUGGAUAAUCUAGUAUCCGAGGAUGUUUGCAGCAAUGGGAAUGCCUGCUCCACGCAUAAUGGUAUUCAUAUGGCUACUCAGGUUACCGAAACUAUGGGAGAAUUGAGCAUAAAUUCUAUUAGGAAAAGGAUAACUUCUCAUGUGGAAGCAUUGUUUGGUCCACCUCAAGAUAAGAGAAAUGUCCAUAUUAUGGUAACUGUUGGAAGAGAAGCUAUAUCAAAUGAAUUGAUGGUCACUGAUAUUCUAAGGGCAGGAGCAAAUAUUGUAAGGAUUAAUUGUGCACAUGAUGAUUCAAGUGUCUGGAGUGAUAUCAUCAGAAUUGUGAGGAACAGCUCCCAACUGCUCGAACAACCAUGCCGCAUUCUCAUGGAUCUAGGUGGAUCAAAACUAAGGACAGGCAAUUUGACUUUGGAUCCAAAUGUGUUGAGGAUAUCACCAAAGAAGAAUGCAAUGGGUGAAUUUUUACCAGCUCAAUUUUGGUUGUGCUGCGAGGGAAGUAGUCCUCCUGCUCAUUUAUCUCCUGAUGCAAUUCUUUAUAUAAACCAUAAAUUUGUCAGUAAACUCAAGGUGGGUACUAUCUUACACUUUAUUGAUGUUCGAGGGAAGAAGAGAUCUGCAAAGCUUGUUUUGAAGUCUUCUAUUUUUGCUUUCUCUGGAUAUAUGGUGGAGAGUUUGAGGACUGUUUAUGUGGGAUUAGGCACUGAAUUUUACAUCAAGGACAAGAACACAAGGCAAUCAAUAGGGCAAGUGGUAAAAAUGCCAGCUUUGGAGCCAUUUAUCAGGGUAAAUGUGGGAGAUUUACUAACCAUAUGCAAGGACUCAUGUCUAUCUGUAGAUAAUGCAUGUGCUCCUACAUUUUUCUCCACAAGGAUAACAUGUUCCUCUGAUCAUCUUUUCGACUCAGUGAAACCUGGUGAGCCCAUUGCCUUUGAUGAUGGAAAAAUCUGGGGAGAAAUACGGAAAACAAAUUCUACUCAGAUCACUGUUCUUAUUACUCAUGCUGAUCCAAGAGGCUCUAAACUUGGACCUGAGAAAAUCCAUCAACAUACCAGAGAGUGAUUUACAAUUCAAAGGCCUAACUUCAAAAGAUCUUGUAGACCUUGAAUUUAUUGCAGCUAAUGCCGAUAUGGUCGGCAUUUCAUUCAUUCGAGAUGUUCAAGACAUGGUUAUCGUUCAGCAUGAACUCAAGAAACGGAAGCUUGAUAAACUGGGAAUUGUACUAAAAAUUGAAACCAGGGAUGCUUUUGAGAAGCUGCCUUUAAUACUAUUUCAAGCUAUGCAAUCUUCAAAUCCUUUAGGUGUUAUGAUUGCCAGAGGGGAUCUCAUGGUGGAGUGUGGAUGGGAUAAAAUGGCUCAUAUUCAAGGACAUAUAUUAUCUCUUUGUAAUGCUGCUCAUAUACCGGUGAUAUGGGCGACACAAGUUCUAGAAUCUCUUGUCAAAUUUGGUCUUCCUACUCGAGCAGAGAUCACAGAUGCCGCCUCUGCUAUGAGGGCGGAUUGCAUUAUGCUGAACAAAGGAGAACAUAUCGUCAAAGCUGUUUCUGCAUUGGUUUCCAUCUUGUCCAGGAAUUCUGCGGAAAAUACGAAGCCUAUGUUUAAUGCAUUCUUUCAAUCUGCACACACAAGUGAGUAGCAUGCUCAUUUUGUGCUUUGUGUGUAUGUGCUGAGUAUGUAUCCUUGUGCAUGUAUAUUGUGUUGUGCUUUAUAUUUUGCUUGUCUUUUUGUUUUUUUUUUUGUUUCUUUUUCAUCGAGAAACUUCCGUUACUAUAUAAUGCUAUUUUCAAGUCAUAAAUUUGUAUA